GCCAACCAGCCUCGCGCGAACGAUGGGCCAGUGUAGCUUACUAGAAACUAUUCAGAGCACUGGAAUUGGCUACGACGUUAAGAUUGAGAUGAGGCGUGCCAACAUGUUAUCUGACUAUGGAAGCUAGCCCGGCGUUCGCCGUUCCAAAGUCAGCACUAGAUUCUCUAGACUACAGAUGACAAAUCAUACAGUACCAAGAUCUCUGAUUUUUUAUCUUUUGUUGCCUUUCCCAUCGGUACUGCAGAACUAGUACGAGUAUCUACCUUCCAGAAUGCAUCUCCAACUCUGUCCCCUACAACUUGAAGAUUUUGACGAGCUCGUAUCUCACGCUGCUUCCUACCCACCAGGCGAUGACCUCGUCGGGCCCCCGACCCCAAUCUGCUGUUUGGUAAAGACAAGAGAAGAAGCAGAAGCCCGUUUGACAUUCCACUUCAACAAACAACGAAGCCGCUUCACCGGCGAUCCCACAGUCCGGUAUAUGAAAGUCGUCGAAACCACGAAUGAGAAAUCAUCCAUCAUCAGCAUAGCUCGCUGGCACUUCUACCCCAACGGUUACAACUUCGACACCCAGAUCCAUUGGGAAACGCACAAUCAUAUCCCAGGACAACGCAUUCCCCAGGGCUUCAACAUCCCGCUGCAUAAUCACAUUCUCACCACCCGCGACGGAGCCCGCAGCUCAUGGAUCCCAGCAAACGCGCCGUGCUGGAUCUUAAUGCACAUGGUGACGCAGCCGUCGCAUCGCGGCAAAGGCGCAGCGGGCAUGCUGAUCAAGUGGGGCAUGGAGCAGGCUGAACGGGAUGGGGUGCCGGCGUAUCUUGAAGCUGGUGUCAUGGGCAUGCCGGUUUAUAAGCGCUAUGGCUUUGUGCAGAUGGGGGAUGUGCUGGAGGUGGAAUUGAACGAGUUGGGGCUUGAUAUGGUCUUUCGGAUUUGUCUGAUGGCGUAUUUCCCCGCGCGGUGGAAGGGUGGAGGGGAUGCACGGGUUGGAUAGGAAUGAAAUUCUAGAUUUGAAAAGCGCAUACGAUCCAGAAUACCUGUUGAGCUAAUAAUAGUGUGUAGAGGUGUAGUUUAAGUGCGGAGAUGCUUAACCACCUAUGAUGAUUGUAUUUCCCGUCGAGGCUUCGAUCCGACUGUUUCGUAAGAUCUUCCUCGUACGAGCGCUCUUUGUACGAGCCAAGAUCGGACCCAUCUCUUUGCCAUGAUGGGUGAAGGAUUCAGGAUAUUUUUAGCCUCUAUAGGCCUCCCCGGUUCUCACACCUUCUUGUGGAGAUGUAGACUUACAGGCGUAUUUGGGUAUUCCUAGGUAAGCUCUCGGGUAGACCUCAGAAAGAUGACUC
This is a messenger RNA of Cucurbitaria berberidis CBS 394.84, 1334 nucleotides long. RefSeq lists its product as uncharacterized. The record is from RefSeq and is a predicted model, not a curated record. NCBI's taxonomy places the organism in Eukaryota, Fungi, Ascomycota, Dothideomycetes, Pleosporales, Cucurbitariaceae. Gene Ontology annotation, molecular function: acyltransferase activity, transferring groups other than amino-acyl groups. The transcript has a single exon. The coding region runs from base 272 to 988 and encodes 238 amino acids.